This is a messenger RNA of Temnothorax curvispinosus, 1716 nucleotides long. Its product is annotated as cytochrome P450 6A1-like. The record is from RefSeq and is a predicted model, not a curated record. Gene Ontology annotation, molecular function: oxidoreductase activity, acting on paired donors, with incorporation or reduction of molecular oxygen; iron ion binding; heme binding. Bases 142 to 1650 code for a protein of 502 amino acids. The transcript is spliced from 6 exons. Lineage: Eukaryota; Metazoa; Arthropoda; Insecta; Hymenoptera; Formicidae.
UUUGCAUUCAGGUAUGUCACGUCUGUCGUUUUUAUCAACAUUGAAUUCUAGAAAAAGAGAGGAAAGAAGAACCAAAUUCUGAAAUUUUAUCCUUUUUAGUAAAGAUCAUUUGUGAAAAUUGAUCUACGAGACUGUUGGACAAUGGAAUCUUUCGAAAUUCUGUGCGGCAUCGCCGUCGUAAUUCUCGCAUUAGUUUAUUAUUUCCUCACGUCAAAUUAUGACUUUUGGAAGUCACGUGGCGUUCGUGGUCCACGACCGAUACCUGUAUUUGGUAAUCUUAAAAACGUUACGUUUAGUAAAAUAUCUGUGGGCUAUUAUUUGGCAGAAUUAUAUAACAAGUACAAAGAUGAAGCAGUGUUAGGAAUAUUCGCUGGAAAGAUGCCAAUUCUUAUUGUAAAGGAUUUGGAUUUAAUUAAAGAUGUCCUUAUCAAAGAUUUCUCCACAUUCGCUAACAGAGGAAUACCCGUUUCCAACAAGGCCGAUCCGCUGUCGCAACAUCUUUUCUCUUUGGAGCCGAAGAGAUGGCGACCGUUGAGAACGAGACUGUCGCCUGUUUUUACAUCCGGUAAACUAAAGGAGAUGUUCUCCUUAAUAUCCGAAUGUGCCGACCACCUUAUCCAAUACAUGGAAAAAGUAGUGAGCGAAAAUAAACCUGUCGAAUGUCACGAGUUGACGGCCAAAUAUACGACCGACGUUAUCGGCAGCUGUGUCUUCGGCAUCGAGAUGAACGCUUUGUCGAACGAAAACAGUGAAUUUCGAAAAAUGGGAAGAAAAAUAUUCGAACCGACUUGGACAAAUAUAUUACAAAUAAGACUGAGACUAAUGUUUCCGCGGCUUUACGAAUUAUCCGCGUAUGUCCUACCGCAAACGGAAGUCACCAAAUUCUUCACACGCGUUGUCGUCGAGACCAUGGACUACAGAGAAACGAAUAAUAUUACUAGAAACGAUUUCGUUGAUAUGUUACGUGAAUUAAAGAAACAUCCAGAUAAAUUGGACGAUAUUGAUUUGACAGAUAGUUUAAUAGCUGCUCAAGCGUUCGUAUUUUUUAUUGCUGGCUUUAAAACUUCGUCGACGACUAUUAGUCAUGCACUCUACGAGUUAGCGUUAAAUCAAAAGAUACAAGACAAUUUACGUGAAGAAAUUGAGGAGGUCUAUAUAAAAUAUAACGGAGAUUUAACGUAUGAAAAUAUAAAAAAAAUGAAUUAUUUAGAUAAAGUUUUCAAAGAAACAUUACGAAAAUAUCCGCCAGCGACAUUACUUAGGAGAGAAUCUACGUCAAGUUAUACUUUCGAUGGUAUCAAUGUUAGUAUACCGAAAAGUCAAAAAAUAUGGAUUCCUGUUUACGGGAUUCAUCGAGAUCCGAAUAUUUAUCCAAAGCCAGAUGUCUUCGAUCCAGAAAGAUUUAAUGAGGAAGCUGUGCAAAGCAGGCACCCGAUGGCUUAUCUACCUUUCGGUAACGGGCCAAGAAAUUGCAUUGGCACUCGUUUCGCUCUUUAUCAAAGUAAAAUUGGGCUUAUACAUAUACUACGAAGUUACAAAGUUGAGACUUGCGAGAAAACUCCAAUACCCUACGUACACAAUCCUAAAGCAUUGAUAUUAUCACCAAAAGACGGAUUGCAUUUGAAAAUAAUUAAAAUUAAUCGGCCUUAACUUUUUUUAAGUUUGUUGCCCAGUUUUCCGCAGAAAGCGUAAUAAAAAGUGAAGAAAAUUUAAUAA